AUGAGUAAAAGCAAAUGCCCGGCAGGAUCCAUGUCUUCUGCCGUGGCCCCAGCUAAGGAGCACAACGCCAUAAGCCUGAAGGAGGUGGAGCUCAUCCUGCUGAAAGAGCAGAAUGGGGUGCAGCUCACCAACUCCACUCUCAUCAGCCCGCCACAGACUGCUGCGGAGACCCAGGAGCGGGAGACCUGGAGCAAGAAAAUUGACUUUCUCCUCUCAGUCAUAGGCUUUGCGGUGGACCUGGCCAACGUCUGGCGGUUUCCCUACCUGUGCUACAAAAACGGCGGUGGUGCCUUCCUGGUCCCCUACCUGCUCUUCAUGGUCAUUGCCGGGAUGCCACUUUUCUACAUGGAGCUGGCCCUUGGGCAGUUCAAUAGGGAAGGGGCUGCUGGCGUCUGGAAGAUCUGCCCCAUACUGAAAGGUGUGGGCUUCACGGUCAUCCUCAUCUCGCUGUACGUGGGCUUCUUCUACAACGUCAUUAUCGCCUGGGCGCUGCACUACCUCUUCUCCUCCUUUGCUGCGGAGCUGCCCUGGACCCACUGUAACAACACCUGGAACAGCCCAGCCUGCUCAGAUGCACACCUCGGCAACGCCAGCGGUGACCCGGGCCUCAACAGCACCUUUGGGACCACGCCUGCCGCCGAGUACUUUGAGCGCGGUGUGCUGCAUGUCCACCAAAGCCACGGCAUUGACGACCUAGGCCCUCCGCGGUGGCAGCUCACAGCCUGCCUGGUGCUGGUCAUCGUCCUUCUCUACUUCAGCCUGUGGAAGGGAGUGAAGACCUCGGGGAAGGUUGUGUGGAUCACGGCCACCAUGCCAUACGUGGUGCUCACUGCCCUGCUACUGCGUGGGGUCACCCUCCCUGGGGCCAUCGAUGGCAUCAGAGCAUACCUGAGUGUGGACUUCCAUCGGCUCUGCGAGGCGUCUGUCUGGAUUGAUGCUGCCACCCAGGUUUGCUUCUCACUGGGUGUCGGGUUUGGGGUGCUGAUCGCCUUCUCCAGUUACAACAAGUUCACCAACAACUGCUACAGAGACGCGCUUGUCACCACCUCCAUCAAUUCCCUGACGAGCUUCUCCUCCGGCUUCGUGGUCUUCUCUUUCCUGGGGUACAUGGCGCAGAAGCAUAGUGUACCCAUUGGGGAUGUGGCCAAGGAUGGUCCAGGGCUGAUCUUCGUCAUCUACCCAGAGGCCAUCGCCACACUGCCGCUGUCCUCAGCCUGGGCUGUGGUUUUCUUCAUCAUGCUGCUGACCCUGGGCAUCGACAGUGCCAUGGGCGGAAUGGAGUCGGUGAUCACCGGGCUCGUGGAUGAAUUCCAGCUGCUGCACAGACACCGGGAGCUCUUCACGCUCUUCAUCGUCCUGGCAACCUUCCUCCUCUCCCUGUUCUGUGUCACCAAUGGGGGCAUCUAUGUCUUCACACUCCUGGACCACUUCGCGGCCGGCACGUCCAUCCUCUUUGGGGUGCUCAUCGAAGCCAUUGGGGUGGCCUGGUUCUAUGGUGUCAGGCAGUUCAGCGAUGACAUCAAGCAGAUGACGGGGCAGCGGCCCAGCCUGUACUGGCGGCUGUGCUGGAAGCUGGUCAGCCCCUGCUUCCUCCUGUUCGUAGUCGUGGUCAGCAUCGUGACCUUCAGGCCCCCCCACUAUGGUGCCUACAUCUUCCCUGACUGGGCCAACGCACUGGGCUGGAUCAUCGCCACGUCCUCCAUGGCAAUGGUGCCCAUCUAUGCAGCCUACAAGUUCUGCAGCUUGCCCGGGUCCUUCAGAGAGAAAUUGGCCUAUGCCAUCACGCCCGAGAAGGACCGAGAGCUGGUGGACCAAGGGGAGGUGCGCCAGUUUACGCUCCGCCAUUGGCUUGUGGUGUAG
This is a messenger RNA of Otolemur garnettii (small-eared galago), 1860 nucleotides long. RefSeq names its product solute carrier family 6 member 3 (gene SLC6A3). The transcript has 14 exons. Gene Ontology annotation, biological process: dopamine uptake involved in synaptic transmission; sodium ion transmembrane transport. Bases 1 to 1860 code for a protein of 619 amino acids. Gene Ontology annotation, molecular function: dopamine:sodium symporter activity; norepinephrine:sodium symporter activity. The record is from RefSeq and is a predicted model, not a curated record. Gene Ontology annotation, cellular component: neuronal cell body membrane; plasma membrane; presynaptic membrane. Lineage: Eukaryota; Metazoa; Chordata; Mammalia; Primates; Galagidae.